Messenger RNA from Aspergillus uvarum CBS 121591, 1702 nucleotides. RefSeq names its product TauD/TfdA family dioxygenase. Gene Ontology annotation, molecular function: oxidoreductase activity. The record is from RefSeq and is a predicted model, not a curated record. Bases 417 to 1589 code for a protein of 390 amino acids. NCBI's taxonomy places the organism in Eukaryota, Fungi, Ascomycota, Eurotiomycetes, Eurotiales, Aspergillaceae. The transcript is spliced from 5 exons.
GAAUCAUCCAUGCAACAAAGAUACCUCUGCUCAGAGUCCGGCCGAUGCGUUUCUCGCCCGAGACACGAUAACGUUAUUAUCCCAAACGUUGGACCCUCACAAAGAAACAACACCCCAUCGUCACGGGAGAUUGCGCCAUCGGACCACGGCUUUCGUGAUCGCCCGCCAACAGCAACAUAACUGGCUUAACCCAGGCAUGUGCGCUCAGGCACGCCAUCCUCUCCACUCUUUGCAAGUGCAGGGAAGAGUCAAUGAUCAUCGCGUGCAGGAACGAAUUCUGGAACCAUGGCUGGACCGAUGCGCCGAUGCGCCGAGGGGUCGAGGGGUAGCGGGGUUGCCGGAAUAUACCACAGAAUUUCCGAAAGAUACCAGCAAAGACUUUAUCCACGGAGCAAGACCACAGGCAGUCCCCCGCAAUGGCUCUCACCCAACAACCCCCCACCACGAUCCCCUUGGACAUCUUCCCGGACGGCCUCAAAACCACCGGCCAACACCCCCCGCUCUACGAACACAUCCACCCCUUCGACCGCUUCCCCAAGGAAAUCACCGGCCCGACCGUCUGGAAACCCGAGGACUACCGCGAACACCCGGAGAAAUGGACCCAUCGGUUUACUGCUGCGGAGGUCGAGGAGUUGUCUACGACGGCGGACGCCUUCCUGGCGAAUAAGAUCCCGUUGACGGGUAUCAGCAAGACCAAUUUCCCCCUCCCCACCCUCUCCACGCGCCUGCACACCCUGCGCGAAGACCUCCUGAACGGCAAGGGCUUCAUCCUCUUCAAGGGCCUCCCCGUGCACGAAUGGGGCAACCACAAAUCCGCCGUCGCGUACAUGGGCCUAGGCACGUAUCUGGGGUAUUUUGUGAGCCAGAACAGCCGCGGCCACGUUCUGGGCCACGUCAAGGAUCUGGGUGAGGAUCCGACGCAGAUCGACUCGGUGCGCAUCUAUCGCACGAAUGCGCGACAAUUCUUCCACGCCGAUGACUCCGACAUCGUCGGCCUGCUAUGCAUCCACCGCGCGCGCGAGGGCGGCGAAUCCGACCUCGUCUCCUCGCACCACGUGUACAACACCCUCGCCAAGGAGCGGCCGGACGUGCUGAAGACGCUGACGGAGCCGAUCUGGUACUUCGAUCGGAAGGGGGAGACGAGUCAGGGUGAGGAGGAGUGGAUCCGGACCAGUGUGGUGUAUCUGGAGCGGGAGGGGGAUGCGCCGGCUAGGGUGUAUACUAAAUGGGACCCGUAUUAUGUCCGCUCGCUCACGCGCUUCUCCUCGACGGGCCUGAUCCCGCCGCUCAGCGCGGCGCAGACCGAAGCCCUCGAGGUGCUGGAAGCCACCUGCAACCGGCUGUCGCUGCACAUGAUCCUCGAAGUCGGCGACAUCCAGUUCCUGGCGAACUCGCACGUGCUGCACGCGCGCACGGCGUACGUGGACCACGCGCCGCCGACGCCGCGGCGGCAUCUGAUGCGGCUGUGGCUGGCGACGCCCGAGAGCGAGGGCGGCUGGCGCUUGCCGUUCUGGGAUAGUAAUGAGAAGAAGCGCGGGGGCAUUCAGGUCGAUGAUCAGCCGCCGGUGGCGCCUUUGGAUGCGGAGUAGAUUUUCUUUCGUGGUUGGUCGGUCUCGGACUGUAGUGAUUGUCUUGUGUUGUAAGAUUUAGCCCUGUCUUGUCUGUUGGUUGGAAUUAAAAUACCAUUGUUUUCUCUCUAAAA